Lathyrus sativus (Indian pea) is the source of this 1119-nucleotide messenger RNA. Lineage: Eukaryota; Viridiplantae; Streptophyta; Magnoliopsida; Fabales; Fabaceae. The record is from the annotation of a GenBank genome assembly.
AUGCCGCUAUUUGAGAAGAAAAGGUCGAUCAUGUUUCUGCCUCACGAAUUGAUCAUCGAAAUCUUACUGAGGUUGCCGGUAAAGUCUCUUUUACGCUUCAAAUGUGUUUGUAAUUUAUGGUCUUCUCUUAUCUCUCGUGAUUCCCACUUUGCAAAUUCACAUUUUCAACUUUCAGCCACAACAUCCAAUCCUAAGAUUCUAUUAAUAUCAACUUCAACUCAUGAAUUCCGAUCGAUAGAUUUAGAAACAUCGCUUAGCGAUGACAGUGCUUCUGUUUCAUUUAACCUUCCAGACUAUUUUACAGAUUUUAAAAUUAAAGGGUCAUGCAGAGGCUUCAUACUUUUCUGCGGCUCCUUUAACAUCUACGUAUGGAAUCCAUCCACUGGACUUCACAAACAAAUACCUUUUUCUCCUUUUGGUUCCGAUUUAGAUGAAGCUGAUUAUUUUUAUGGUUUUGGGUAUGACCAUUCAACCAAUGAUUACUUGGUUGUUUCAAUGUGUCAUCCGUUACAUUUGGAGUACUUCUCAUUGAAAUCUAAUACAUGGAAAGAAGUCGAGGCUCCUCACUUCUCCUAUGCCGAUAUGAAUAUCUACCGGAAUCAGCCCAAAGGCGGAUCUCUCUAUAACGGAGCUAUUCAUUGGUUGGCUUCUUGUUAUGAUUUACCAGCUGAAUUUAAUCAAGUAAUUGCUACCUUUAAUUUAAUGGAAAGGAAACUUUCAUAUAUACAUUUGCCACAAGAUUCUGACGGUAAUCGUUUGCAAUUAGGUGGUUUGUGGGUAUAUGGAGAAUUUCUCAGCAUAUAUACUAAGAAUUAUAGAAAUGAUACAGUUGAAAUAUGGGUGAUGAAAGAAUACAAUGUGGACUCCUCUUGGACUAGGAUUCUUGUUCUUCCUAUCGAUCUCAUAAUUUGCCCAAACUCUGUCUUUUUUCCAUUGUGCUGUACAAAGAGAGGUGAAAUCAUUGUGGUAGAUGAGGAUGAUGGAUUGGUGAAAUAUGAUAAAAGUGGAGAAUUUCUAGAUCUACGUUCUUAUCCUCAUUACGAUCUUAGAUGCAAAGUGACUAUAUAUAUGGGUUCUCUGCUUUCACUCCCUGGUGACGAUGACAACAAGCAAUAUUAA